Cydia strobilella is the source of this 438-nucleotide messenger RNA. RefSeq lists its product as uncharacterized. The transcript is spliced from 3 exons. Gene Ontology annotation, molecular function: serine-type endopeptidase inhibitor activity. The record is from RefSeq and is a predicted model, not a curated record. Lineage: Eukaryota; Metazoa; Arthropoda; Insecta; Lepidoptera; Tortricidae. Bases 28 to 336 code for a protein of 102 amino acids.
ACCAGUCCACUGUUCACAAUUCGCGCAAUGUCAAAGGUUCCGGCCGUUAUCUUACUCGCAGUCGCCGGCGUCAGCGUCACGCUACACUCGCCGGAGGCCAGAGUGACGGAAGCCCAAUGCAAGCAGAUGCCGACUAAAAACAAACACUGCCAUUUGGAAUACGGGACUUGGCAGCGAGAAUCCGACCACGUCAUUAGAUACAUCUUCGACUGGGGUGUGCAGCGCUGCGUGGCGUGGCACUGGUGGACGGACCCGUCUCGAUGUUCUCUACCGGUCGAUGAAAACAACUUCGCCAGCGAGCGCGAGUGCCUCGCCGCCUGCACCGGCUGGGCGUAGCCUAAUUGAGCGUUAUUUAGUUAAAAUAAAAAUUAUUGAGAAUAUAUAAUUAUGUUUGGUUACGCCGUCUCAAUACUUAAUCGCUGAAAACACCCACUUAAA